AUGGACUCAAUUAAAAGCAGUAAACAGAGGCAAAAAGUACAAGCCAAGACAUGGGUUAAAACUACAAUAAACCCUGAGGAGAUCAGGCUAACACCAUCUCAUGUAUUUCCAAAGGUGACGAAAGAGAACAACAACCUUUUGACCACAGUUGAAGACAAGACUGCCGAGCUAUACCAUUCAGAGGGUCAGAGACUUGCCCACAAUGGUAAACACUUUACAGAAGUCGGAAAGAAACAGCAGAACAGACAUUUAACUGAGAUACGGUCGGCUUUUAAUUACCUCUUGUUGCCAACCUAAACCAUUUAGUUGCUUAGGGAAUUAUAUAUGGACCUGUUGGUGAAAUUGAAAGUAAUGUUUUGUUAUUUCUUUGCAGAAGAAGAACUAAAGAUGCACUCUGGUUCAGAGAA
Molecule: messenger RNA, 407 nt
Organism: Pocillopora meandrina
Lineage: Eukaryota; Metazoa; Cnidaria; Anthozoa; Scleractinia; Pocilloporidae
Source: the annotation of a GenBank genome assembly